Messenger RNA from Pyrenophora tritici-repentis Pt-1C-BFP, 408 nucleotides. Lineage: Eukaryota; Fungi; Ascomycota; Dothideomycetes; Pleosporales; Pleosporaceae. The record is from RefSeq and is a predicted model, not a curated record.
AUGUUGAAAGACCGUGGAGGAAUGUGCAUCGAAAUCUAUUUGAACUCGAGUAUACAGUACAGUGGCGCGCUGUUCCGUGUUCUCGAAACCAUCAGACCCUUUUAUCUCGCUCUUCGCGAUACCAAGGUCAAGAUCAAGGUCUUUGGCUACAACUUCUUCAGUUUACUCGAAGACGAAAGCGAUGAUGUCUUUUCAGAACAGCUGAACUAUUACUUCAUGGGUACUCCUGAAGAAUGGCUGAAAAUGAAGAAGAUGGAGAAUCAAGAGAUUCUAGAGGCACCGUUGCGGAAUCAUUGCAAGCGAACCGUCAAGAUCAUGCGGAAGAACCUUGAGUUCUAUGAUGCCUUUGUACGCCGGGUGGCACUUGUGGAUAACGCUUGGUUGGCCAAGUCGUGCGCACAUCCGUAG